CCGCCCAGUGCUGCGGCUGCGAGGGCCGUGCCAUUUUCUACGCCUCGCGGGGGUGUUGCGGCCCUGAGCUGCCUGAGAACUUCCCGUAGCUCCAGCAUGUGGAGCCGACGGCUGGGCCGCCUCAGGCCAGUGGGCUGCGGUGUAGAGGAGCUACGGCGCCGCCGGCGGGAGCGGGAGGCAGCACUGCGGAAGGCGCGGAGGGAGCAGCAGCUGGUCAGCAAGAGGCUGCUGAGAGACGACGCCCCGGAGGGAGCCGGAGAGGGUUGCGUGGUUGCGAUCCUUGGGGAAGCCGAGGUCCAGCAGUUCCUGAGGCUAGCCCAGCGGGGGACAGAGGAAAAGGAGAGAGAGAGGGCUUUGGUCAGCCUUCGUCGAGGCUUGCAGCACCCUGAGACACAGCAAACCUUCAUCCGGCUGGAGGGCAGCAUGCGGAUCCUGGUUGGGCUUCUGACCAGCAACCAAGCCCUACUGCAGCUUGAGGCGGCUCGGUGCCUGCAUGAGCUCUCUCAUUCUGAGCAGUCUGUGGUGGCUGAGGCCUGCCUGCCAGCCACCUCUUACCUCCUCACCUACCUCUCCGGUCACAGCUCAGACUUCAUAGAGCUGUGUCUGUAUACACUGGGUAACCUGAUCGUGGAGAGUGAGGCUGUGAGAAGGCAGCUCCUGCCACAGGGCAUUGUUCCAGCCUUGGCUGCCUGCAUCCAGUCCCCCCAUGUGGCUGUGCUGGAAGCUCUUGGAUAUGCCUUGUCUCAGCUUCUACAGGCUAAGGAAGCUCCAGAGAAGAUCAUUCCCAGCUCCAUUCUGGGCUCUACUCUCCCUCAGCACAUGCUGCAAUUGUUGCAACCUGGCCCAAAGCUGAACCCUGGGGUUGCUGUGGAGUUUGCCUGGUGCCUUCAUUACAUCAUCUGCAGCCAGGUCAAUAAUGCCCUGCUCAUCUCCCAUGGGGCUCUGUCCACUCUGGGGCUUCUGCUGUUGGACUUGGCUGGGGCUGUCCAAAGAACCGAGGAUGCAGGACUAGAGCUGCUGGCAUGCCCUGUGCUUCGGUGUCUAAGCAACUUGCUAACAGAGGCAGCAGUGGAGACUGUGGGAGGGCAAAUGCAGCUCAGAGAUGAACGUGUAAUGGCAGCCUUAUUUAUUCUUCUGCAGUUCUUCCUCCAGAAACAGCCCAGCCUGCUUCUUGAGGGCCUCUGGCUCCUCAACAACCUCACUGCAAACUGUCCUAGUUUCUGUACCUCCUUACUCUCCCUGCAUCUGAUUGAGCCUCUCUUGGAGCUGUUGCCAGUAUCUAAUGUGGUGAGCAUAAUGGUGCUCACAGUUCUGUGCAAUGUUGCAGAGAAGGGUCCUGCUUACUGCCAGCAGCUAUGGCCAGGACCCCUGCUCCCUUCCUUGCUGAACAUGCUGGCCUUCUCUGACACUGAAGUAGUAGGCCAGAGUUUGGAGCUGCUGCAUCUGCUGUUCCUCUAUCAGCCAGAGGCUAUUCAGGCUUUCCUGCAGCAAUCGGGACUGAAGGCCCUGGAAAGGCAUCAGGAGGAGGCCCAGCUCCAGGAUCGUGUGCGUGCUCUUUGUUGGACAGCUCUUCACGGGUGACCUGGCUUCUCAAUUUGGCUCCCCACCCCCGGCUUCUUUGCCUACUUUCUCUUGGGUGGAGCCCUCCAGAGGUUUAGGACCACAGUGAGGUCUCAUGUUCUCUACUCCCACACCUAAGCCAGGACUGUUGGACCCCAGGUCCUCCUCUUUCACCCAGCAUUAUCCAGGCAGGAGGACCUGAGGGGACUUAGUGUGGCUUCCUUAUUCUGGGAUGCUGAAAACCCCACACUCCACAUUUUUUUGCUUCAGCAGUGGGCAGCUUUUGAUGAAACAGAAUAAAGUUUUAUUUUUAUAUUAAA
This is a messenger RNA of Lemur catta (Ring-tailed lemur), 1880 nucleotides long. It is a transcript of the gene TMCO6, whose product is annotated as transmembrane and coiled-coil domains 6. The record is from RefSeq and is a predicted model, not a curated record. NCBI's taxonomy places the organism in Eukaryota, Metazoa, Chordata, Mammalia, Primates, Lemuridae. Gene Ontology annotation, biological process: protein import into nucleus. Gene Ontology annotation, molecular function: protein binding; nuclear import signal receptor activity. The transcript is spliced from 12 exons. The coding region runs from base 97 to 1581 and encodes 494 amino acids.